AUGCUCAUUAAUCGCUGACUCUUUUCAACAAAUCACAAAGACAUUGGAACCCUGUAUUUACUAUUUGGUGCAUGAGCUGGAAUCAUAGGCACUGCCCUAAGCCUCCUCAUUCGAGCUGAACUAGGCCAACCCGGCAACCUACUAGGCAACGACCACAUCUAUAACGUUAUUGUAACGGCCCAUGCAUUUGUCAUAAUUUUCUUUACAGUCAUACCCAUUAUAAUUGGAGGGUUCGGGAACUGACUAGUACCCCUAAUAAUCGGCGCCCCCGACAUAGCAUUCCCCCGUCUAAACAAUAUGAGCUUCUGACUCCUCCCCCCUUCUUUCCUGCUACUAAUAGCAUCCGCCGUGGUAGAAGCUGGCGCCGGAACAGGCUGAACAGUAUACCCCCCUCUAGCAGGAAACUUCUCCCACCCAGGAGCUUCUGUAGAUUUAGUCAUCUUCUCUCUUCACCUAGCAGGUAUUUCCUCUAUCUUAGGAGCCAUCAACUUCAUUACCACCAUUAUCAACAUAAAACCCCCCGCAGUAUCCCAAUACCAAACCCCUUUAUUUGUCUGAUCAAUCUUAAUCACAGCAAUCCUUCUACUCCUCUCUCUACCAGUUCUAGCCGCCGGCAUUACCAUGCUACUAACAGAUCGCAACCUCAAUACUACUUUCUUUGACCCUGUUGGAGGAGGAGACCCUAUCCUAUAUCAACACCUAUUCUGAUUCUUUGGUCACCCGGAAGUCUACAUCCUUAUUCUCCCCGGCUUCGGAAUAGUCUCCCACAUUGUAACCUACUACUCUGGGAAAAAAGAACCAUUUGGGUACAUGGGUAUAGUUUGAGCCAUAAUAUCAAUUGGGUUUUUAGGUUUUAUUGUAUGAGCCCACCACAUGUUUACAGUUGGCAUAGACGUAGAUACACGAGCCUAUUUCACCUCCGCCACUAUAAUCAUUGCAAUCCCCACCGGUGUGAAAGUUUUUAGCUGGCUUGCUACACUUCAUGGGGGCAACAUCAAAUGGUCCCCAGCAAUACUUUGAGCCCUAGGCUUUAUCUUCCUAUUUACUGUAGGGGGUCUAACUGGCAUCAUCUUAGCAAACUCAUCCCUAGAUAUCGUACUACACGAUACAUACUACGUUGUCGCCCACUUUCAUUAUGUUCUAUCAAUAGGAGCUGUAUUCGCCAUUAUGGGGGGCUUUAUACACUGAUUCCCUUUAUUCUCAGGCUACACACUGAACCAAACCUGUGCCAAAGCCCACUUCAUCAUUAUAUUCAUGGGCGUAAAUUUAACCUUCUUUCCACAACACUUCCUUGGCCUGUCCGGAAUACCCCGACGCUACUCUGAUUAUCCCGAUGCCUACACUACAUGAAAUACCCUAUCAUCUAUAGGCUCCUUCAUCUCACUAGUAGCAGUAAUUUUAAUAAUCUACAUGAUCUGAGAAGCCUUUGCUUCAAAACGUAAAGUACUACUAAUCGAACAACCCCUUACUAACCUAGAGUGACUAAAUGGCUGCCCCCCGCCUUAUCACACAUUCGAAGAACCACCCUACAUUAAACUAGUCGAAAAAGGAGGGAGUCGAACCCCCUAA
Messenger RNA from Macaca mulatta (Rhesus monkey), 1569 nucleotides. The record is from the annotation of a RefSeq genome assembly. Lineage: Eukaryota; Metazoa; Chordata; Mammalia; Primates; Cercopithecidae.